AUAAAAUAAGUCAAGAAAUACACAUGUGGUAAUAAUAAUAAACACAUACAAAAAUCAAAACUAUUGAACAACGGAUAUUUAUUUCCGUUUUGAUGGGUUGGUUUAUUGAUACUAUAUUUUUUCUGUAAAUUCAGAAAAUUUUCUCAAUUUUUCUCCCACACACACACACCCGCAGGGAUUUUAUUGAAUCAAAGAUUGUGAUUGGGAGUCUUAGCGUGGGCGCUGGGUGUAUGAGCUAGGGUUUUGAGUGGACAGAUCUGAGUACGAGUCUGCAAUUCGGUCGCUGCACUUCGGGAAUUCAACAUGUUCUGGCGCAUGGCUGGUCUCUCCACUGCAUCCCCAGUGGAGACCAUCUUGGAUAAAGAUGAUUUUACACUGGAGGAGCUAUUGGAUGAGGAUGAAAUCAUUCAGGAAUGCAAAGCUCUUAAUGGCCGUCUCAUUAAUUUUUUGCGGGAAAGAGCUAAAGUAAAACAACUGGUUCAAUACAUUGUGGAAGAACCUCCAGAAGGUGCCGAAAAAGAACGAACAUUCAAGUUUCCUUUUGUUGCUUGUGAGAUUUUCACUUGUGAGGUUGAUAUAAUACUUAAGGCCUUGAUAGAGGAUGAGGAGUUAAUGGACCUGCUGUUUUCCUUUUUGGAACCUGAGCGUCCCCAUAGCACUUUGUUGGCUGGUUAUUUCAGCAAGGUUGUUGUGUGCCUCUUACUGCGGAAGACAACUCCUUUAAUGAACUACAUACGAGCUCAUCAGGAUAUCAUUAGAAGGCUAGUUGACCUAAUUGGAAUUACUUCUAUAAUGGAGGUUUUAAUUCGUCUCAUCGGCGCUGAUGAACAUAUUUAUACCAACUGUGCGGACUCUAUGCAGUGGUUGGAAGAUAUGAAUGUGCUGGAAAUGAUUGUUGACAAAUUUAGUUCAUCUGACUGCCCUGAAGUACAUGCUAAUGCUGCAGAAACACUUUGUGCAAUCACUCGAUAUGCUCCGCCAGGACUAUCUUCAAAAAUCUCCAGCCCAAGUUUUAUCGAAAGACUGUUCCGACACGCACUGGAGGACUCACGGCCAAAAUCUGUUUUGGUUAACUUGCUGUCCGUCUGUAUAUCCUUGCUAGACCCAAAGAGGUUAACUUCAGGAACAUAUUACAUGUAUACCCGUCAAAUGACACAUGGAUCAGGAACUGCUGCUAGUCCUGAAACUGUCCGAGGCAUGCUAGAUGGACUAGGUGAUUUGCUCAAGCUUUUGGAUAUUUCAUCGGAGGAUCGUGUCUUGCUAACUACUUAUGGCAAAUUGCAACCCCCACUAGGAAAGCAUCGUUUGAAGAUUAUAGAAUUCAUCUCAGUCUUGGUCACUGUUAGCAAUGAAGUUGCAGAAAAGGAAUUGAUUCGCCUGGGUGCUGUGAAGCGUAUUCUGGAAUUGUUUUUUGAGUAUCCAUACAAUAAUUUCUUGCACUAUCAUGUGGAACACAUUGUAUUAUCUUGCCUUGAGAGUAAGAACCCUCAGUUUGUGGAACAUCUGCUUCAUGAUUGUAAUCUUGUUGGGAGGAUUCUUGAAGCAGAAAAAAACUUCACUUUGACUGUUGAUACGACCAAGCCUACUAUAUCCUCGGAGGGAAGAAAACCACCCAGGAUAGGGAAUAUUGGUCACCUAACCCGUAUUGCUAAUAAACUUGUCCAAUUGGGGAAUAGCAACAGUGACAUAGAGACAUUUCUGCAGGAGAAUAGUGAUUGGGUUGAUUGGCAAACAAAUGUCCUGCUUAAGCGGAAUGCUGUGGAGAAUGUCUUCCAGUGGGCUUGCGGGAGGCCCACUGCACUUCAGGAUCGGAAUAGAGAUAGUGAUGAUGAUGAUUAUCAAGAUAGAGAUUAUGAUGUUGCAGCAUUGGCAAAUAAUUUGAGCCAGGCCUUCCGAUAUGGAAUCUACAGUAAUGAUGAUACUGAGCAGGCUCAUGGUUCGAUUGAGCGGGAUGAUGAGGAUGUUUACUUUGACGAUGAAUCUGCUGAGGUUGUCAUUUCUUCACUUAGGUUGGGCGAUGACCAUGAAAGCGGAUCCCUCUUUACAAAUUCCAAUUGGUUUGCGUUUGAAGAUGGGAGAACUGUUGAUGAGCAUGGGACUGCUCCAGUUGCUUCUUCAUCCCCCAACACCGAAGGUCGCGAUGGUGUUGGAGGAGCUGAUAACGUGGUUGUCGAGGAAGAUGCGGACUUGGCAGAUACUGCCGCAGCAGAACCUUCCGAGGAGAAAUCAAAUGCUGUUGAUGUCAUGCCUACUAAAUUGUUGGAUGGUUCCUUAGAAAGUGAGACUAGUUCAUCCGACAAACCACCCGAGUGGGUCGAGUGGAGGGAAAGUUCCGGUUCUUUUGAAAACCCUCCGCCCUCUAAUACUGCAAACACAUCUGAUGAUGCAGAGCAACUCCCAUCUUUACCCAAUGGCGAACUGCAGGUGGCAUUAGAGGAUCAACCCGAUAAAACGGCUCAUGAGCCUGCAGAAACUUGCCAGACUGAAAGUGAUGAUACAAAAGAGUCGUCUACCAAUCCUUCACAAUCCACACAAGCGACUGAAGGGAACCUAACUAUUGAAGGGGACGACUCUUCUGGACCUACGGAACGUGAAAAAAAGGAUGACUGAUACAUCGAACAAACUGUAAAUUCUUAUGCUAUAUCGUGUCGAGAUGAACCUGGCACUGGUAUUGAUGGAGAGCGGGCGACUCUAGGAACGAUGCUGCUCAUCACAGGUAGAGAAGCAUGACCCCAAACUUGCCUUCUUGUACCGGGGUUAAACUAAAGCGAAGCUGAAUGCUGCUUGUCCAUCACCCGCGCAAUAAAAGUGCUUUAGCUCAGCCGAGGCCUAACAGCUACUGAAGAAAUCUGUAGAGUCUGUCUUCUUUUUCAACUGAUUUUCGAGUUUUUAUGUACUUGUAGGUAAAAUCUGAGUUGCAGUUGGAUUGUUGGAUGUGUAUGUUGGCAAGAUCUUGUUUAUAUUUGGUGCUUAUUUUCUCUUGUU
Salvia miltiorrhiza (redroot sage) is the source of this 2985-nucleotide messenger RNA. RefSeq lists its product as uncharacterized. The coding region runs from base 304 to 2610 and encodes 768 amino acids. The transcript has 20 exons. The record is from RefSeq and is a predicted model, not a curated record. Gene Ontology annotation, molecular function: protein phosphatase regulator activity; protein phosphatase binding. NCBI's taxonomy places the organism in Eukaryota, Viridiplantae, Streptophyta, Magnoliopsida, Lamiales, Lamiaceae.